GUAAAAAUGCUAAAUUUUAAGACUGUAUUGGCAAAUUAUUAAAAAAAAAAUUCAUGCUCUCAUUCUCUAUUUAAAAAGGUUAGAGCCCACAUCACAUGUUACUAGUUAUAGUAUGGGAUAUGAGGGAAAUAGAAGAGAUAAAGAAAGUGAGAAAAAAGACAAUAUCUCAAGCAAUAAGAACUGAGAGGCUAAGAUUUCCCACAUAUCUUCAAAGCUACCAAAACCCCCAACACCUCCCCUUAUCUUCCUAUCUUCUUUUUUUCUUAUUCAAUCCUACGCUCUUCUCCUACUCUGUUUUUGCUACCUUAUUCUGUUCUUCAUCAACUCUUACCCUAAACAUAAGAGACAAUGGCCCCUAAAUCCGGUCGCAAUAAGGGACACAACAAACCCAAAUCAGAAAAGAAAAAGAAAGAAGAAAAAGUUGUGCCUUCUGUUAUUGACAUUACUGUUAUCACCCCAUAUGAUUCUCUAGUCACUCUCAAGGGCAUAUCAACUGAUAAGAUACUUGAUAUAAGAAGGUUAUUAGCUUCAAAUGUGGAAACAUGUCAUAUUACCAAUUACUCUUUGUCACAUGAGGUAAAAGGACAUAAAUUGAAUGAGAAGAUGGAGAUUACUUCUUUGAAGCCAUGUCAAUUGAAGAUGAUUGAAGAUGAAUAUGUGAGUGAGGCCCAAGCUAUGGCCCACGUAAGAAGGCUACUGGACAUAAUCGCGUGUACAACAUGGUUCAACAAGCCUAAGGGACAACGGCCCACUUCAGCUGACCACAAAUCUAAAAAAGCAAAGGCCCAAGUGGGCCCCACAAACCCAUCAAAUGAAGAACCCAGAAUCAAAAACGGGCCGUCCAUAUCGGUUAUUUCUGAAGAUAAUGACAUGGCUGCCCUUCACCCAACACCUAAAUUGUCUGAAUUUUAUGACUUUUUCUCUUUUUCUCACAUCACUCCUCCAGUCUUAGGUAUCAAGAAAUGUGAAAGAAAAUUGGAAGACAAACGUGAUGGAGAUUAUUUUGAACUACAGAUCAAGAUUUGCAAUGCCAAGAUAAUACAAGUGGUUGCAUCCACAAAAGGGUUCUACACUUUGGGCAAGCAGUUGGUACAGUCUCAUUCCCUAGUGGAUCUCCUGCAUCAAUACAGCCAGGCAUUUGCUAAUGCAUAUGAUGCUCUAAUCAAAGCUUUUGUGGAGCACAAUAAGUUCGGCAAUCUUCCUUAUGGAUUCCGUGCAAAUUGCUGGCUCACUCCACCUUCUGUUGCGGAAAAUCCAUUGAACUUCUCAUCCUUACCGACCGAGGAUGAGAACUGGGGUGGAAAUGGAGGAGGCCAAGGAAGAGACGGUGAACAUGAUCUUAGACCUUGGGCAACAGAGUUUGCUGCUUUGGCUAGCAUGCCUUGCAAAACCGAGGAAGCGAGAGUGAUUCGUGAUCGGAAGGCUUUCUUGCUCCAUAGUUUAUUUGUCGACGUUUCAAUUUUUAAAGCAGUAGAUACCAUUUGUCAUUUGGUGGAAUCAGAAUCUUCUCCAAGAGAUUCUCAUGAAUGCCGUGUAGGUGAUCUGUAUAUUGUAGUUAAGCGCGAAUCAGCUGAUGCCAACCUCAAGCCUGAUGAUAAGAUUCUCUUCUGUGACUUGUCUGAAACAUUUGCUAAAGGUGUUGCUCAAAGGAACUUGAUCAAAGGAUUGACUGCUGAUGAAAAUGUGACUGUUCGAGAUAUUUCUUCACUUGGAACUGUUACUUUAAGGUAUUGUGGGUACACUGCAACUGUUCGAGUUGUCGGAGUUGUUAAGAAUAACAUCGAGCACCAUGAUAUCGAAAUUAAUGAUCAGCCUGAUGGAGGAGCUAAUGCCCUCAAUGUAUACAGCUUAAGGAUGCCCUUACACAAGCCGGUCAAUGCGGAAGUCUCAGGAGAAAGCGCUUCUGUCCUGUCGCAACCUGAUGAACUAGAAACUUCAAGAUCUCAAAUCAUAAAAAUACUUGAUGAUAGCUUAGCUAAUUUAGAGGAGGGAAAACAAGAGGAGGCUGAAGUGGGUGUUAGAUGGGAACUUGCUUCAUGUUGGGUGCAAUAUUUGCAGAAGCAGGAAAGUGAGAAAAAUCCCAAAGAAUCUGAAAAUCCCAAAAAUAGUGAAUUGUAUGUUAAAGGUUUAGGAAAGGAAUUCAAAUCGCUAAAGAAAAGAGACAAAAAGCCAAACAGUGUGGACUCGUCUGAAGGACUGCAGGAGAAAGAAUCGCAAGUUUCUGGCCUUGAAUCUGAUGAAGGACUCAGUAAAGAUCUGGAAGCUUCUGAGCUAGGAAAGAUACUUUCUAAAGAAGCCUUCUUACGGCUGAAGGAAACAGGGACUGGCCUCCAUCUUAAGACUGUAGAUGAACUUCUUACUAUGGUUCAAAGCUAUUACGAUGAUAUUGCUUUACCGAAGCUGGUAACAGAUUUUGCAUCACUAGAACUUUCUCCCGUUGAUGGACGAACACUUACAGAUUUCAUGCAUCUCCGGGGACUCAAGAUGCGUUCCUUGGGUCGUGUGGUUGAGUUAGCUGAGAAGCUUGCUCACAUACAAUCACUAUGUGUCCAUGAGAUGGUCACAAGGGCUUUCAAGUAUGUCGUAAAAGCUUCCAUCGCCUCUGUUGAUGACAUAUCACAAACACCAGCAGCAAUAGCUACGUCUUUGAAUAUCUUAUUCGGGUCCCAGUCAACAAAUAACAAUGAAAAAGUUGAACGUCAGGACUACGAGCUCAAACUUAGAUGGUUGAAGGCAUUCCUCUUACGCAGGUUCGGGUGGAAGCUCAACGAUGAAUUUCGUCACUUGAGAAAGUUGGCAAUUCUUCGAGGCCUCUGCCACAAGGUUGGUCUUGAGUUGGUUCCAAGAGACUAUGAUAUGGAUUCUCCAAACCCGUUUAGGAAAGAUGAUAUCGUCAGCAUGAUACCUGUCUGCAAGCAUGUGAUAUGUUCUUCUGCAGAUGGUCGAACUCUGUUGGAAUCAUCCAAGGUAGCAUUGGACAAGGGGAAGCUAGAAGAUGCCGUUAAUUAUGGAACAAAGGCUCUGGCAAAGAUCAUAGCUGUAUGUGGCCCCUAUCAUCGAACAACUGCUGGUGCCUAUAGUCUUCUUGCUGUAGUCUUAUACCACACAGGAGAUUUCAAUCAGGCUACCAUAUAUCAGCAGAAGGCAUUAGAUAUAAAUGAAAGGGAACUCGGGCCUGAUCAUCCUGAUACAAUGAAGAGUUACGGGGAUCUUUCAGUAUUUUAUUAUCGUCUGCAACACAUUGAAUUAGCUCUCAAGUAUGUCAACCGUGCAUUAUUUUUGCUUCACUUCACUUGUGGGCUAUCCCAUCCAAACAGUGCUGCAACUUAUAUAAAUGUAGCCAUGAUGGAAGAGGGUAUGGGUAAUGUUAACCUUGCUCUCCGUUAUCUCCAUGAAGCUUUGAAUUGCAAUAAGCGACUCUUAGGGGCGGACCAUAUCCAGACUGCCGCAAGUUAUCAUGCCAUAGCAAUUGCACUUUCACUUAUGGAGGCCUACUCACUAAGUGUUCAGCAUGAGCAAACUACGCUCAAAAUUCUUCAAGCCAAGCUUGGACCAGAAGAUCUUCGUACUCAGGAUGCAGCAGCAUGGCUGGAAUAUUUUGAAUCGAAGGUAAUUGAACAGCAGGAACUGGCAAGAACCGGAACACCAAAACCGGAUGCUUCGAUUGCUAGCAAAGGGCAUCUUAGUGUAUCUGAUCUCCUUGAUUAUAUCAGUCCUGAUCAUGACCCAAAAGGUGGUGACGGUCAGAAGAAACAUCGGCGUUCAAAGAUAAUGCAGGUUUCUGAAAAUUCACAGGGUCAGGGUCAGGGUCAGGGUCCUGUAGCCAAUGGCUCGGUAACUGAAGACUUUGACAUAACAAAUACUGUUUCUGUGAAAGAAACAACUGCCGUUAAUAAGGAGGAAGUUGCGGAAGAAUCAAUUCCUGAAGAAUCAAAUUCAAAUGACAGUGAUGUUACUUUUGGUGAACAGGUCGUAUAUGGAGAGGCUAUCGAUACAAGUUCAGAUGAGGGGUGGCAAGAAGCUAACUCAAAAGUACGCUCUGCUAAUGCCAAUGCAAACGAUAAUAAGUUUCGUAGAAGACGACCUAAUCAUCUGAAAGUAAGAGUGAAACAAUCAAAAGAAAAUGGGCAAAUAUCUGGUGUUGUUCCAAGAGAUCAGCAGCGAAUGAUGAACCAGAACGUAAUCAUAAAGGAAUCUUCGCCUCAGAAGAAAUCAAGGGCUCAAAUUCAAUCCAAGAAAGUUUCUUCCGUAGUUCCAACUACGCUUACUGCUAUGGCUUCUAAGGCUUUUUCCUACAAAGAAGUUGCUAUGUCACCUCCCGGAACUAUUCUUAAGCCCCUGGCGCAAAAGGAAGAAGCGACAAUUGUAGAAGAGAAUAAGAAAGUUCCAGAAUCUUCCAAAGAAAAUGGGGAAAAAAAUGAUGUGGAGGUUGUGAAGAAUACUGCUGAAGAAUACGAUAAAGUUUCUGAUGACAGCACCGAUUCUUCUCAACCACGAGAAACAGCUGUGAUUUCCGAAAACGAAGAAGUUUCGGGUUUGGAUAGUCAGGAAAAGGUCUCGGAAUCAAAAGGGUCUAAACUUUCAGCUUCGGCUCAACCAUUUAACCCAACCAACUAUGGAGGAGUGACUAAUUUUUAUGAUGUAAGAGUGAGCCAAGGCUUGUUGUUGGAGCCAGUCGAGUUUCCUCCGAUUACAGCUAGGGUUGCAUGCGGUCCAAGAUCACCUUUAUAUUACCGAACAAACCAUUACGCACCUGUUAACAAGCCCGGUUUGACACUCAUGAACCCUGAUGCACCUGAAUUUGUGCCUCAGAAACUAACUUCUGACGUGAUUUCAUCCCCUGAUGCAAUGAAGAACGUAGUGGAAUUCGAUGGAAAAGAAGGGGCAAAAGAUGAUAGAUCAAAGAAGAGUACUUCUGAGGCAGAGAAGGCGGAGUUAGCAAGACAAAUACUGCUUAGUUUUAUCGUAAAAUCAGUCCAAAACAGUUCAGAUCGUUCAAACGAGUCUUCUAGGAGUGUUAAAAAGUCCACAAACUGGCAGAAUUCUUCAGAAGCUAUAGCAAAUGACAGUGCAAUCAUCAAGAUUUUUCAAGGAAACGAAGAAAAAGCAGACGAGGCUAUAAAUGUGAAUGAUUCCGAGAUGAAUGCUAAGUUAACCAACAAAGUCGGGGAUGGAGAAGGGUUUGUCGUUGUUUCGAAGAGGAGGAGAAAUCGACAGCAUAUAGCAGCAAAUGGUGUUGGAAGUAAUUUAUACAAUCAACAACAAUCAAUAUGCACUUGAAAAAGUGUUGGGUUUAAGUUAUUCUUUUCCAUAAUUCAAGGUGCACCAUUAUUUUUGCGGAUGUUGCUCAGGCCCUAUGAGAAAGCACCAUAUAAUUCAAAUAUGUGAGAGUUUUUUGAGUCAUAUGGUGCAAACUCAGAGAAACGAACGGAGUAAUAUGUUUUUGAUGGAGAGGAAAUGAUCAUCUUUGUUAAAGGGAGUAAUAGGAUGAUAUAUUGAUGAAGAAGCACUAUUGGAGUUUUAGAUGUUGGUUGGGUUUAACAGCAGCAAAUAAUUUACUCGUUCUUUUUGCUUUAAUAUUAAGUAGUUUCAAAUAUUGUGUAAUGAGGAUGGGAAAAAUAAAUAUUUAUCAGUUAUUCAUUAAUGUAAUAUUAUGCUUGCUUGAUGAACUUA
Amaranthus tricolor (Joseph's coat) is the source of this 5673-nucleotide messenger RNA. RefSeq names its product protein REDUCED CHLOROPLAST COVERAGE 3. Gene Ontology annotation, cellular component: cytoplasm. Gene Ontology annotation, biological process: organelle organization. Lineage: Eukaryota; Viridiplantae; Streptophyta; Magnoliopsida; Caryophyllales; Amaranthaceae. The record is from RefSeq and is a predicted model, not a curated record. The coding region runs from base 349 to 5280 and encodes 1643 amino acids. Gene Ontology annotation, molecular function: protein binding. The transcript is spliced from 22 exons.